This is a messenger RNA of Engraulis encrasicolus (European anchovy), 858 nucleotides long. RefSeq names its product family with sequence similarity 204 member A (gene fam204a). The record is from RefSeq and is a predicted model, not a curated record. The coding region runs from base 110 to 823 and encodes 237 amino acids. Lineage: Eukaryota; Metazoa; Chordata; Actinopteri; Clupeiformes; Engraulidae. The transcript has a single exon.
UUGUGAGACCAUGCUAGGUAAACAGGAAAGACUCCGUCUACUGGACGACUGGAAUCUGCUUACACCAUUUAAAUAGAUAUUCCUCAAGUGUAACUUAAAGUAACACACAAUGUAUAGCGGACUUCUUCCGAAAGGUUUGUCGGAAGCAGACCUUAGUUCUAACGACAGUGAGAGUGAUACUGGGGAACCUGUCCUUUGUGAAGCAUCGCAAACUAGAGCCAGCGACCUGUUCACUCAAGAGCCAGCUACGAAAGGUGAGAUACCUCAGACUGUGGAUGAGGCUGUGCAAGUACAUUCUUCAGAUGAAUGUUUACCUGGAGUCUCUGAGGAAGUAUGGAACAAGUUCAAAGACCUCCAGAAGCUAAAGGAUAAACAGAGGCAAGAGGACUCCUCAAUAAAACGAAAAAGAAAGCGAAGAGCAAAGAAAAGAAAACGUUCUGACCCUGCAACACAGAAGGACUCGAACGAAACUGACAAAGUGACUGCACAAGAGAAACACGUGGAUGGAUUGAAACAUUUCUUUGGCAUUAAUGACAGAUUCGAGCCUCCAGCCUGUAGCAGGCCCCCACCUAUGUCUGGACUAGAAAAGACCAUAGACACUGCUAUAGCUGCGGGGGACUUUGAAAGGGCUGAAGAACUGAGUGACAAGUUGGCCACUCGAGAUUUGGCUGUAAGAAUUAAAGAUGCGGUUGAUUGUCGUGACUACGUGGAAGCCCAGAAGAAAAUCGAGGCCUCUAAGGCAGAGAAACGCAGGAAGAAUCUUGCUUGGGGUUUUGAAGCAAAGAAAAGAUGGGAAACCAAAAGUAACAUGGGCUAUAUGUGAGCAGUUUUGUAAUAAAUCAGGUCUGUCAAAAUUCA